AAUUACCUAAUAGUAAUAGGUAAUAUGUAUUUAAUUUAAUAGCAUACUGCUCAAGUACUCAGUAAUCAGUAUUGUAGAAUGUUGAUGUAAUGUAGUGUUGACUGUCGACCCAUUAUAGUUCUGUGUUGGAAUAAAUAUAUUAUUCUUUGAUUGUAGCAGAUUGUUGUGUAUAAAAAUGCUGGAGACGAGAUUAAUUCGUUGAAAUGUAUAUUAAAUAACGUGUGCAAUUAGUUAAAAUAUUCUUGUAUAGUAUAAAGCAAUCAGUAUUCAAAUCAAAUAGCCAUGGCUUUGAGAUCAGUUGCCGAGGAAUAUUUCAGUUCAUUAAACCCAAUUGCUGCUAAAAUACACGAAGAUAUACAGGAAGCUAAGAGUUCUUACGAAAAUAUUUGGGACUCCCUUACCGAAAAACAAAAGGCUGAAAUAAUAAACGAAUCGAUAAUAAAGCCAGAUGUAGUUAUUAAGUAUGCUUUAUUAGACACAUUGGAUUUUGAUCUCAACGACCCUCCAGUACACAAAGAUGAUCUUAUGUCCUUCUUUGGCCGGGAACACAGUCAGCGAAUUGUACAAGAUGAACAUGGAUCAUAUAGGGAUGAAUACUCAGCACCAUUCUUAUUUCAAACAAGAAGUCAACUCAAUUUAUGUAUUUUAAAUGAAGAAAUAAAGGCAAAAGCUGAAUCUAUGUCACCUCCUCCGGUAAUGUCAGAGCUGGCUCUCUCGCACUCAAAGGUUGUGAAUGAAUUGAAGAAUGCCUUAAAGUCCCAUGAUGUACUUAAGAGUACAUUUAAAGAGAAAGAUAAGGAGGUUGUCUCACCGACUAGCUUUAUAAGUAAGUUUAUCGGCUUCAAGGCCCGUGAUGAAGAAAGGGAGUGUCUGGUACCGUCAGCGGCACAGUCACAGGUUGUUGCUUCUUCUGAUAACUUCUUCAGGACCAAUUACAAGAGCCCUAGUAGUGAUAUGAAGAUCGAGAAAGACUAUCGAAGCAGUUUUGUCAAGUCCAAUACCGAUAUCUCAGAGGAAAACCGCGGGCUACUGUCGAGUCUGACCUCGUCGGGAACCGAAUUCCACUCCACCGAAACGCUGACUGAAACGACUGUACCAAAGACUGGUUACGACUUUUUGGAUAACUGGUAACUCUGGUCGCUUCUUUGUAUGCGAAACCAAUGUCAGUCAAUCGCUACCCGCGCCAUUUAUUGCCAUCACAGUCGAUGUACUGCGCGUGGUUCAUCACUGAUGGCCUCUCAUAGAUUUUAUUUAUUAACUAUAUGCGCCUCGUGGUUUCGUCUGCGUUUAUUAAUUUUUUGGCAUAUAAAACUGUUGUGCAUAUUAUAUGCCUACUAGAGUUAAGUCAUAUUUUUUGUUACUCUCGGACAUUCAAUCUUAGAACAUUGAUACUGGGUAGACAAUUUUAAUUCCCCACAUACGAAUAGAGAUAGCGGUUACAUACUAUAGACUUAGUCUUGUAAAUGCUUGUUUAAUGUGAAUGAUCAUCCGAUCUACAUUAAUGGUAUAAGUAUCGCUAAAAUCCAGUUUCUAUAGUUAUUUAUAGUACCUACUUAACUAACAGAUGGCGCCUCUAGACCUUCCCAGCUUGACGAAAGAGAUUGGUCUUUAUUUCCUAUAUACAAUAUGUACUCUGUGGUUACUAUAAGAAUCAAUAUCUCUAUAAACAUUGUAUUUUCCUGUGACGAACCAUUACGCGAGCACUUUCUCCCUCCGACCUAUUUCGAUAAAAAUCAAUAUUCAAGAGUACCUAGGUAGGUAGCCACUUAUAAUAUUAAAAUUGUAUGAGCUUAGAUUAAGAAUUGGUCUCCGCUGCGCUCCAACUAGAUACUAACACGCCAUAGUAGGCGUGCUCGAGCCAGUCUUGAACAAUGUGUCUGAUAAACUUUGCUAAUAGGGGAGCGGGGGGCACGUUGUUACAAUUUUUAGAUAAUUAUUAAUAUCACAAAAGCUAUCAAAUAAUGUAUACAUUUGAUUGCUUUUACCAUUAGUGUGUCUAUUCAGCUAGUAGAAUAGCAUUGGAAAAAUAUUAAAGUUUACGUAAUUUUUCCCGUAAUAGAGAAUUAAUGAAAUAAGUCGAUUAUAACAACUUACCCCUGACUUGGGGCUAGUUGUUACAGCUUCGGGGCACGAUGUUACAGUAGGUAAAUAAACAAAAUGAACAAUAAUAAAUCAUUUAUUUUUUAUUGUUUCAAAACGUUAUGAAUAAAAGAGACUAUUUUGAACAGUCUUAUAACAUUUAUGAGCAAUUAUACUAUCUAUAUCGUAAUUUUCCAACUUUUUAACAGUAAUAAUCACAUAACUUUGGCAGGAACUUUCUUAAAUCUUAUAUAAAACACAUUUUCAUUACUGAAUUAGAAAAUUUCGUCAGUAAAUACCAACAUGUAAUAAAUUAUUUAUACUUUUUUAACUUGGCACUUCAGUUAAACUAAAAUCUAACAUUUUCAAUACACUUAUAUUGCAAUAAAAUUUAUAGUUACGUAUACAAUACUGUAUAAACAGUCGACAGCAUAUCACGAGUAACAGUUGCACCAGGCAAGCAAUAAAGGCGACCUCAAGGUCAACCUUCACCUUUAUUGUAGGUAACAAUAUCACAUAUUUAUAUUACAUUAGUCUUCAUCAGAAUUACAAUUAAUACAAAUGAAUAAUUGAACGUUUCCUGUUACACAUUUGACAUGGGCCCACAUUUUGCAUUCUAAACAUUCUACCCAAUCUUCUUUUUUAGAAGUACUGUAACUUUCGCUACACACUAAACAAAACCAUUCUUCAGUAUCAGAAUCUGAAUCAGAAACCAAAAUUUUUUUCUUCACCUUUUCUUUUCCUACUUUACUCGUUUUCGCAGAUUUCCCUUUUCCUUUACCUUUUCCUUUAUUUUGGUCGCACGCUUUUUUGGUCUUGGCCAGUUUUUCUUCAUACUCCUUUUGUAAUGAGUCUUUUUCAGGUGUGUCGGUUAAUACAGCGGAUUUACGUUUACGACGGUUAUGGUUGGAUUGUUUUCGAGCCUCUGCCUUGGGAAAGGAUCUUAUCUUUGAAGGCGAAAAAUUUUCAAAUGUACUUUGUAUACCAGAUGAACCUGGUAUCGCUAAUUCAAUUUUAUUUUUAAAACUUGACGAAUCUGCACUCGGUAAUGUUGUUAAACAUUCUAUAUCUUGCGAACAAGCUGGAUUUGGAGAAGGUGAAACAGUAAUAUUGUUAAUAGUGUCAGGUAAUAGAUUGGUUGCUGUUUCGAUUGCCUGUAUGAUUUCAUUUGUGCUUAUGUUCAGUUGAGGCGCAGAAUCUAGCAAUUCCGGAUUUUCCAGGUCCAGUGUCAAAUUGGAGGUGUUCUGCGAGGCAGUGGGAUGAUUCGUUUCUGGAUUGGGGCGAUCAGUGACAUAAGAAGGUGCAUAAUCACUGUCUUGAAAGAUAUCAGGAUUAAAAGGCCAUAUCCCGGUUGAUCGAAAUCCGCUCAUGAUAUUUACAGGAUUUAGGGCCAAUGGCAGUGAAUCUUUCACCACGCCUGGGAGAUCAUGAAUCGUCAUUGUUUUUCCUGGAUGAUUAUACAUCCAGGCCGUCUGUGCUCGAUUAAGGUGGUUUUUAAAUGGGCCAUAAACGCCUACAUCUAAUGGUUGUAAAUUGUGAGAGCAGUGCGGGGGAAACGACAGCAUGAUUAUGUUGUUUACUUUGGCUUUCUCCACGACGUGAAAAUUUACAUGUGAGUUGUGGUUAUCCAGCAGGAGGAGGACGGGCUGUUCAAUGGAAGGUUUGACAUGUUGAAUGAAAUGAUCCAAGAAUUUUAAAAAUUCUACUUCUGUCAUCCAUCCUGAAGAAUUGCCUGCUCCUAUCGCUUCUGAUGGUCCAGCACGAAGAAAUAGAUCAGUGUAUCUCAUUCUGGGAAAAACGAACAUCGGCGGGACUGAAUUUCCAGCAGCAUUUAUGGCACAUGUGAGCGUUACAAGUACUCCUCUUUCUGCAGAUGUGAUCGCACCGACCUGUUUUUGACCACGAGCAGCAACUAUUUUUUUAGGCUUCUGUACCGUUGUGACACCUGUUUCAUCAACGUUCCAUAUGCGCGAAGCAGUGAAUUCAUAUUUUUGGAAUAACAAUUGCAGUUUGUCAAAAAAGUCUUUAACGUUGGUUCUGUUGAAUGACGUUGCUCUACUCAAAGAUGUAGCUUCUGGUGUUCUCAGAGAUAGUUGAGGAUUUCUGUGCAUAAAACUUUUAAACCAGUCCGGCCCAGCCAUAUUAUUUUGGAUCCAACUGGGGGGAAUAUUUUUUAAUUCGAGUUUUACUGCACAUUGAUAAGCUAGUUUUCGGACUUCAGUUGGUAGUAAACCAAAAUAUAUUUCUGAACUUUUGAUUAGAUAAGAAGCUAAUUUAUGUUCGGCUUCUUGUGAGAAUACCAAUUUAGGUUUAACGUAACCCAAUGAACAAGAUUCGUUGUUUUUGUUUUUUCUGACAUACCUGGAUAAGGACAUCGGACACAAAUUAAACAUUUUGCUUGCUUUACGAAUGCUCGUUUUAUUCUGCAGUACUUCUGCCGCAGCAGAUUCAUAAACUUCUUGACUAGUUGUACCUCUUUCCGUUUUUCUUUUAUAGUUUCUCAUUCUAAAAAAAAAACAAUGAGUAUUUAGAAUUUAAAAAAUAAUUGAAAGAUGAACCAUUGUUUUAAAAAGCAAGAAUGCGCCCGUCGGAACGAAAGCUUCAAUUUCUUUCCAUUUAUUCUAAUUUUUAAGUACAGCGUAGUAAUUUCUAAAUGAUAGUCAAUGAGAUGAACGGUAAUACAAGGUCUGAGGCAAGUUGUUACAUGUAACAACCUACCCCGAAAAAUUGUAACAACCUGCCCCAUGGUGUGUUUUUUAAUUAAAAUUAAAGCCGCCAUUAAUGGAUAUCAAUAGCAGAAUAAAACGCUAUUACAAAUUAAAACUCGAUACAUUAUGAACGUUCGAGGUGAAAAGAAUUUAGAGAAUAACAAAUAUAGACGGCAGGAAUCAAAAAUUUCGUAAAAGAUUUUGUUACGUACUUGAUGGAAAUCGAGACACGUGCACACAACCUAACAGUUUGCCGCUCGGCGGGUCACUGAUUGUUUUUUUGCAACGCACGAUGUUAUAAGGAAACAAAUGAGUCCACUUACGUCUACCAAAGAGUUGAAAAUCCCGGUAAAAAAUGCGUGUAACUUCUUACCCCUGUAACAACGUGCCCCCCGCUCCCCUACUUGAAACUGAAAUGCUGGGUUGCGUAGUAAAUUGUUAAAAUAAUAUUAAAAGAAAUAAGAAAGACACUGGGAUCACAUAUCAUCAGUAAGUAUUUUAUUGUACAUGGGACGGGUCGUCCCCUUCCCUAAAAUAUGGUUGAGGGAGGCGAUGACUGGCUCAUCAGGUGAACGGGCGCUGCUUGUGGUGGCAGGAUGAUCCUGUUGCCGGAGACUCGGUUUCAGAUUCUUAAAAGUUAUUGUGUGUAUAUAUAUGUAUGGAUAUAUACAUAUUUAUUUAUUUAUAAUCGCUUAUAAAAUGCUCACAGAAUACCUUUACUUAUUUAUGGUGUAUGUGGAUGAUGCAGCUACUGUACUCAACUCUUGUAUUCAUUUACAUUAACUUUUUUGACUUACUCGUGUAAGACAUUGACUAUUUGACGUUUGAGUGUGUUUGUUGCAUCAUUUUACAUUUUACAUAUUAUAUUGUAAAUGAUUUGUAAAUCGAUGUAAAUGUAAAUCUUGAUAUAAAAGAGUGAGUUUCUUGCUACUUCUUCUCAUUAGCUCAACCCUCUACGAAGUAGCGGUAGAUGAGAAAAAUAUUUUAUUUUUUUCUGACAAUAAGUGUCAUUUCCGUGACCUACGUGAGAAUAAACUGAUUUUGAUUUUAUUUAUUUAUUUCAAUGUAAAAUAACACCAAGCACAUGUUACAAAAUUUGAAAGAUGCCAUUGAGUGUCACACACACACAAAUAUCUAAUAGUGCGUUCGGUAUCUAGAUUUAGCGCAGCGGAGACCAAUCCUUAAUCUAAGUGUAUUUUACAUUGUAUUUUCCCUCUAAUCAGAUAUUUUAUGUGGUCAAAGUCAUAAAAGGAAUCGAUACUUUUCAGCAUAAAUCGCGUAUUAUCUUAUAUCUUUAAACGAGCAAUUCUUGUAUAUAUAUAAUUUGAAUCUCGGAAACGGCUCCAACGAUUUUAAUGAAAUUUAGUAUACCGGAAGUUUCGAAUCGAUCUAGCAAGGUUUCAAUUUAAAAAAAAAAUGUUUUAUCCGUGUUUUAAUGAGAAACUGCUACAAUAAUAUUAGAAUACAAUGGUAAAUUUCGCCACUAUAUUCCAGACUAUAAUAGCUGGGCGAACCGGAAAGUAGAAGACCCCGGUUCGAGAAUCAAGAUAUUCUAUUAGUUUGUUUUUUGUUAAAAUUUUGUACUUUCUUAAAAAGCCGAGCAAAGCUCGGUCGUCCAGGUACUAUGAUAUUAUGUAUGUGGCAAUCUCUCAGCAAUAUUAUAUAAUUGUAGUGCUAAAGUUAUUAUUUUUACUGGUUGUAUAGAAGUCAUUAUAAUGAGUAUUUUAUAAUUUAUGAAUUUCGCUUAAUUUAAGUAGACAUAAAAAAAAAUGGAUUAUACUCAUAUUUACAGUCAUAAGAAAAGUACUACGCCUUUUGCAUAUAAAAUAUUUAAAAUUAUUAAAACCUUGUAAUAACUGAAUUUAAACGUUAUUUCCGACGAUUCCCGUGACCAUGCUACUGUAAAUUUAGCGAAACGUCGGGAUAUAAUAGCGUUUCGUAAUUUUCCAAAAUAUAUUACAGUACAACCUGUAUAGCCGAGUGGUUAGCGAUCCUACCUACUAAGCUAGAGGUCCCGGGUUCGAAUCCCGGUAGGUGCAAGCAUUUAUAUGAUGAAUAUGGAUGUUUGUUUCCGAGUCAUGGAUUUUUAAAUAUAUUUAUGUAUGUUUAUAUGAAUAUAUGUAUGUUUAAGUAAGUAUAUUGUAUUAAAUAUAUCGUUGUCUUGUAACCCAUAAAACAGGCUACAUAAAAUGCUUAACUUGGAGCAAGAUAAUUUGUGUAAAAAGUGUGUCAAUAUUAUAUUAUUAUUAUAUUAUGGUAAAUAAGAAUUACAAGCGUUUAUAAUAUUUAGAUCUCUUUAGUAUUGAACAAAUAAAUAAUCAAAUAAUGUUUUCUUUCUAUAUUAUUGAGAUUAAGGAGUGAUGAGAAAAUGGUUUAACAAUAAAUAUCUUAGAUCGUUUAUACGAGACUGUGACGACACCUGUGGAAACGUCGAAAAAAAAAUGGGGUUGACCGUUAACCUCUAUUUUGAGCAAUGUACACAAAGUGACAUACAAAUCGCGAGUGUAAGACGUUGCUUGUCACGCACACUAAAAUAAUAAACCUGGCCUGUUUUCAUCGGUUGUCUAUCUCUAUCUAGAUGUAUAAUUUACCUUAGAUACAUAAGUAUAUUACUUUUCAGUUACUGGUAUCUCUAUGAAUCUCUUGUUUUUGCAUUUAUUUUUGUUGUAGACUUAAUUUAUGAACAUACAGUGAUUGUGUAUCCAAAUAAAAUGUACUCAUUUUUA
Leptidea sinapis is the source of this 7513-nucleotide messenger RNA. RefSeq lists its product as uncharacterized. The coding region runs from base 283 to 1131 and encodes 282 amino acids. The transcript has 3 exons. NCBI's taxonomy places the organism in Eukaryota, Metazoa, Arthropoda, Insecta, Lepidoptera, Pieridae. The record is from RefSeq and is a predicted model, not a curated record.